Messenger RNA from Entelurus aequoreus (snake pipefish), 7290 nucleotides. RefSeq lists its product as uncharacterized. The transcript has 3 exons. Lineage: Eukaryota; Metazoa; Chordata; Actinopteri; Syngnathiformes; Syngnathidae. The coding region runs from base 5687 to 6325 and encodes 212 amino acids. The record is from RefSeq and is a predicted model, not a curated record.
ACCAUUAACGUCACGCGCAAAUGUCAUCAUAUUUAGAAGUUUUCAACCGGAAGUUUCGCGGGAAAUUUAAAAUUGCACUUUAUAAGUUAACCCGGCCGUAUUGGCAUGUGUUGCAAUGUUAAGAUUUCAUCAUUGAUAUAUAAACUAUCAGACUGCGUGGUCGGUAGUAGUGGGUUUCAGUAGGCCUUUAAGCACAAUAAGCACUUUAGCACCUGUCCAUUGCAGCAAAAUGUGCCCCCUUGUUAUCACAAUACAACCAAGCAAGUAGCUUGUUGGCGUUUGGGAUUCACUAAGUUGUUGCCAGAGGUUAGAAUCAAGUAACAGGCCCAUUUAAAAUGUUGCCUGCCUCUGAAACAACAGCAGCCUCUAAUGCUGCCUUUGUAUGUCACUAAUAGGAGGAUUGCUGCCUCCUAACACGAUCAGUUGUGCAAAUAGUUUUUGUCUGCAUUUCUUGAGGAUUGCAUCAGAUCCAACAAUGCUUCUGAUUUUGAUUUUUUUGUACAUCAACAGACUAACUUUCUAACAUUCUUUAGCCCUUAAAGGCCUACUGAAAUGAAAUUUUUUUAUUUAAACGGGGAUAGCAGAUCUAUUCUAUGUGUCAUACUUGAUCAUUUCGCGAUAUUGCCAUAUUUUUGCUGAAAGGAUUUAGAAUAGAAAAACGACGAUAAAUGUUGAUAUAGACUUAGUAGACACAACGUAUAUUAAGUAUAUUGAGUUUUAUUCCAGACACUGAGGCAGCCGACAUGUCAACAUAGUUCCCUCCAUGAAGUCCAUAUCCCAGCAGCCCCUGCUGCCCCGCCUCCAGCAUGAAUAGCCGUAAAGGGAAACAUAGAACUGUCGUAAAGUGUUCAUUGGAGAACAACACACGUUAACAAUCUCCCUCUUCUUUCUUUAAAAUAAGAAAAACAAAAGCCAAGUGCAACAAGGGAAAAGGCAAUUGAAAAACAUUCAAGAAAAUAACAAAAUACAAUCAGCAUUCUCGCCUGUUUUUUUUUUUUUUUUUUUUUUUUUUUUUAAACAACAAUUAGGGUGAAUUCCAAUUAGGGUGGAUUCCACAGUCCUUCACAUAGUGCUUUCAAGAGCACUAGGGAUGAUGCCCCCUUUUUCGUCAGACAGUCAGCUAGUUGGGCUUUUGUCACUGACCAGAGCACCUUUUUGAUUGUUUUACUCUGAAUGAGCUCCUUGAUCCCGCUUAUAUCCAACCGAAGUCUCUUCUCUGUGACCUGUUUAGUGGACUUAAGGGCAUCAUAAAGAGAGUGAUUGUCAGUCACACAGACCAACGUGGGAGCAUUUAAUUUGGUGGUCCCAGUAGUGAGCUCCGAAAAAAGAGUAGAAAGGAAAAUAGCAUUGUCUAUUCCAUCCGACAUAGCGAGUGUCUCUCCCGCAAGGGUGCUCCGCACCACACGCCUGAUCCUCUUAGAUUGCCAACAGAGAGGAGAAAACUUCCCGUUUUCCCCCAUGAGAGUGAUCAAUGUCCCUCCUUGAGUACCUCCAUCAGGCAAGUUUCCCAGCGAGGCAUCACUGAAGACAGUCAAGUUCAAAGCAUCAUUAUUACCCAAAUGUUGAAAUUUUAGAGUAACCUUUCCUGCUUUAAGUUUACGAAUCACCUUAUUUGCAUCAUGAAUGGACUGCACAGUAGCAUUUUUCAGAAUAGAUGCCAAAAUACAAGCGUCAAACAUAACAUCAGGUCUAGUUUGUUUUGCAACCCAAAGAAUUUGUCCUAUUUUUGAUCUCAGCUGCUCUCUUUCCGUUUCACUAAGAGCUGAAUCUCUCUGUAUAGCACGUGCUGGCUGCAUGUUUAUGGGUUGCAUGUUGUCAAUAUAGCCCUGCUGAUUCAUCUCAAUUACACCAUUUACAGUGGCAAUGUCCAUUCCUACAUAGCAGAAAUUAUCAUGUUCCUCACGUCCCACACGGAACGCACACUUCAGUCGAGGAAUCACAUCAGUUACAAAGUUUUGUGAACCUGCCCAGAGAAAAUCAUCCACAUGACAUGCAAGUACCCCUUUAACUUUGCAUUGUUCAUCCAACCAAUAAAAGACUGCAGGAUCCACUUGUGACACUUUACCACUUGUGCUCAGCAUUAUUUCUUUCACUCUAUUAUACCAAUAAAGUGAUGCAUCAGCAAGACCAUAUACACAUUUCUUAAGUUUCCAUAGCACCCCUUUACUGUUUGCUUCUGGGGGGGGGUGAACAUGAAUGUCCCUUGAUAACUCCAUGCCUUGCAAAAAGGCAGAUUUAAUGUCCAUAGAAUGGACCUUCCACUGAUUUUGGCUAAUCACUGCUAGCAAUAACCUCAGGGAUUCAGAAGCACAGGUUGGUGAAUCUUUUUGCACCUGUUGGAUAUUGAACUCUUCAAAACCCCUGGCUACAAGUCUAGCUUUAGGCACAAUACCGUUCUCAGUUUCUUUUAGACUACAGACCCAACGGGUGGAAACACAUCUUUGGCCUGUAUCUUCAACUUCUUCAAAAACAUUAUUAUUGUUCCAGUUUUCAAUCUCUAUUUGUUUAGCUUCAUCAAAUGAUAUGUCUUUUGUUAUAAGUACAUCAGCAUCCAUGACUUCUGAAUCGGACUCAAUGCUGAGACUAUUCACACGUGACAGAUCAACAGCUUCUUUUUGACCAUGACUCCCAUCAUUUUCAAUAAAUUGCAGGUUAUACCAAUUUUUAUACCCUCCUGUGGCUUUGCCUGCUCUACCUAGGACUUUUGCUUUACAUAGAACACUUUCAUCACUUUUCAUAAAGGUUACAGUAUGUCCCGCUUUUACCUUGACACUGGACACAGGAAUAACAGGGUUAUCAUUAUAGACAUUGUGCUCCAUUUGAGUUUGAAUUACAUCAUUAUGAGUCACUAACGAAUGAGCUCCCUCUCCUGCAUUGGACUCUCUGUCACUUUCCUGUUCGUUAUCAGCAUCUGUGUUUUGUGUACUGAAUGAGCCACCUGUGGCUCUGUUCACUACAUCUGUGUUUUCACUGUCUGCUGCUUGAUUCUGUACAAUUAUCUCACUGUUUGUGUCAUCGAGAACCUCACUUUGAGCAGUUGUGUGUAACUUAUUAAGCCUCAAGUGAUGUACUCUAACAAGGAUACCACCAUGUCUUACAAAUACAACAGCCCCAUCCUGACCAAUAACUAUCCCUGGUCCCUUCCACUCUGUACUGUCAGCUCGUUUGUAAUAGACCUUGUCUCCUGUCUCAUAUUUUUCAUCUGUGGAUCUGAGCUGCUUACGUAACGCUCUCCUUAUUCUCUCUGAACAUUCAGCUUCAGUGAAAGCCUUCCUAGAAGCAUGCAACGCUGAUAUGUGUUGUCCUACCCUUGCACUAACAGUAGUGCCUUCGAGUGCAGGUAGUUUAUCAAUUAAUACAGAGGGAAGGUUAGGGUUUUGACCAAAUACCAGUUGAUGUGGGCUAUAACCAUGAACACUGUGCAUACAGUUCUUAGCCAUAAGAGCCCAGUCUAGGGCAGUGUGCCAGUCACAUCCAUUUUCCCGUCUCACCUUCAGUAGGAUGUCGGUGAGAGUCUGAUUGUGUCUCUCCAACAGCCCGUUGCUCCAGGGACUGUAUCCUGCUGUUGUCCUCGUCUCGAUGUUGAAGUUUUCGGCCAUGUCACGAAACUCUUCAUUAUUGAACUCUCCACCGUUGUCGCUGUACAAAAUACGAGGAGGGCCGUGAACACUUAUCCAUGUGUGGAUGAGGGCGUUGACCAUUUCAGAGGCCUUCUUUGUCUUCACAAUGCUUCCUGCACUGAACCGGGUGAAUUGGUCGAUCACAUGUAGAUACCACACUCCUGGCUCCAACUCAUGCAGGUCCACCGCCACCGUCUCAUUAUAUUCUGUAGCUAGAGGCAGACCAACAGCUGGCCUCGGCUUCGCUUUGCUGUAUCUCUGACAUAUGUCACAAUCAUGCACUAUUUGUUGCAAAAUAGUGAGGCAGUCCUUGUCUUUAUUACCCGAGCUUUGAAUUAGCCUCUGCAGCCUGUCUGCAGAUGCGUGGCCAAACUGUUUGUGUAGCUUGAGAAGGAUUUUGCGCUUUUCGGCUGAAGACAUGUUUUCUGUCACUGUCAGGACUUCAUCUUCAGCUGUCGCUGCAAGUAUCACGUCAUCUUUCAUUUGCUGUGUUGUGCUGUUUUUGUCUCUUAUGUCCACACAGUAGUGUCCUGAGCUGGUGAACUCAAGAGGAAUCUGCUGUUUAAACAUCACUGCUCUGUCAUUCUCCAUAUCUAAAACAGUUCCUGCCUUCUUCAGUGAGGACUUACUCAGCAGCAGUGGAAUGUCAGCGUUGACCACUUCUGUCUCAAUGUGACAUUUUGUUUGUCCUAUUUUGGCAGGUAGUUUCACUUUUCUGGUGGAAUAUACUAAGUUGCCAUCUCCAAAACGAAAUGGUCUUGAACUGGUGUUUUCUGUCCUCAUCAUUUUGUCUGUCUGCUCUUGACUGAGACAACUAACAUAACUGUCAAGCCAUUUCUCCCCACAUACUGUACGAGUGCAUGCCGUGUCUAUGAUGGCUGAUCCCAGGGAUUCAGUUAUGAAAAUCUCAGCGUCAGACAUAGGGUCAUUUGUCAACAACGUUAUGUUAACUUCUUCUACAUUUUCGUCUUCUGUUAGUCUUACUUGUUCGUUCUUCUUGUAAGGACAGUCCUUGGCCCAAUGAAAUGUGCUUUGACAAACGGCACAUCUUGAACGCUUACCGAACUUAUCCAAUGGGUUGGUGCCCGGCAACGGUGUCCUUUCACUCUUCUGUUGAAACGUGUUCCGUCUUCCCUGUCCUUGUCGUUGUCGUUGUUCAGUGAAGAAAGCUGCAUCUUGGUUUAGUUGAAUCCCGUGCGACAAACCUGGCGCCGUUUUCGCUCCAAAAAUCCGCUUGAGUGCCGACUUCAUGGACGCAAACUUUAGGUCGGGGCACGCCGUUAGUGCAAGUUGUCUGUUUUUCUCAUCGAGGCAGGCCGUGUCCAACAACUUGAAGGCUAACACAGCAUCUGGAAGCGCCAUGUCGUACUUUUUAAUUCGAUUGUAUCGCUGCUCAAAGUCAAUUAUGUAGUCUGCCAUUGAAACGGAACUGUCUUUCAUUAAACGAUCAAACUGGGAAUACGCUUCGUACGCGCGGUCCUUUUCUUCUUGCUGAAACACACCGUCCAGUUUUGCUAGUAAUGUCGCCAUACCAGUGUCUUUGUCCAAGUCGUCUGCUGGUAUCUCCAUAGCGAUAUCCUUGGCUCGUCCUUCCAGACCCAAAGCCACAGCAAGCGCCUGCUUCUUCUUGUCGAGUUCGGUAACUCGUGCCCAUAUGUUAACUUCAUUUUUCCAACAUUCAUACGGCCUGGUUUCGUCAAACUUCGGCGGUACUCUGUAGUUCGCAGCCAUCUUCAAACCAUCCUCUGCUACCAAUGUUGAUAUAGACUUAGUAGACACAACGUAUAUUAAGUAUAUUGAGUUUUAUUCCAGACACUGAGGCAGCCGACAUGUCAACAUAGUUCCCUCCAUGAAGUCCAUAUCCCAGCAGCCCCUGCUGCCCCGCCUCCAGCAUGAAUAGCCGUAAAGGGAAACAUAGAACUGUCGUAAAGUGUUCAUUGGAGAACAACACACGUUAACAAUAAAGAUAGCAACUUUUGGUAUCUGACAAAAAAAAGCCUUGCCCCUACCGGAAGUAGCGUGACGUGGACAAUUGAACAUAUCCGCAAAGCUCCCUAUUGUUUGCAAUGAUGGCCGCCAGAUCUGAGAGCGAUUCUGACCGAGAUAGCGACGAUUUCUCCAUUAAUUUGAGCGAGGAUGAAAGAUUUGUGGAUGAGGAAAGUGCAAGUGAAGGACUAGUGGGGAGUGGAAGCGAUUCAGAUAGGGAAGAAGCUGUGAGAGGGAUAGAGCCAUAUCGCUUUGAACCCGACGCUGAUGAAGACGGUCAGGAGGACGCUGCUGCUAUUGAUGCUGGAGGAGCACACGACAUAGAUCGCCUUGAGAAUACAGAAUGGUGUACAUGUCAAAACUGUGUGAACAUGGAGACAGUGGCUGAGUGUGUCUGCUGUAGUGAAAUAGAGGCAGUGACCAGAACGAUGGAGGAGGAGGGGGUGAAGACGUGCAUCAUAGACCACCAUGGCUUUCCAUCUGUGUGUCUGGAUGAAUGGGUGCUGCAGACAGCGUAUAACGCCUACAAACAGCAAUAUGGCAUGCUGCAGCAACAGCAAAAUGAGCGGAGACGACACACAGCCUACCGACAGUUUGUCCGCUUCUGCUGGGGAUAUCUGGGAAAGGACAUAAGGGUGGUACUACCAGCUUGUGUAGUACAUAAGAUUAGGACAACAUUCCCAUCGAUGGACUACACGGGGUUCCAAGACGUGCAGUGACUGCAACAGAAUCUACAUGGCCACUGUACUUAAUCAAUAAAAUCAAUCAAUCAAUCAAUCAGUCAAUCAAUCAAUGUUUAUUUAUAUAGCACUAAAUCACAAAUGUCUCAAAGGGCUGUACAAGCCACAACGACAUCCUCGGUACAGAGCCCACACACGGGCAAGGAAAACUCACCCCAGUAGGACGUCGAUGUGAAUGACUAUGAGAAACCUUGGAGAGGACCGCAUAUGUGGGUAACCCCCCCCCUCUAGGGGAGACCGAAAGCAAUGGAUGUCGAGUGGGUCUAACAUAUUAGUGAGGGUCCAGUGGAGCCAGCAGGAGGCCACCCCGAGCGGAGACGGGUCAGCAGCGCAGAUGUCCCCAACCGAUGCACAGGCGAGCGGUAUACCCCGGGUCCCAACUCUGGACAGCCAGCACUUUAUCCAUGGUCACCGGAAUAACCCCUCCACGUGGGGGGGGGGCAGAGGAGAAAAGAAAAGAAACGGCAGAUCAACUGGUCUAAAAAGGGGGUCUAUUUAAAGGCUAGAGUAUACAAAUGAGUUUUAAGAUGGGACUUAAAUGCUUCUACUGAGGUAGCAUCUCUAACUGUUACCGGGAGGGCAUUUCACACUUACCGAAGCGACUCCUGUGCUUGGCGAUGGCUUCCUCCUUGUCUGGCUUCUCCAGUUCAUCGCAGAGGAAGGGAGGCACAUCCACAGUGACGCUGAGUGGUGUUCUCUCGUCAGGGGUCUGUCUGCAGCCAGCAACAACCUCCCUGAUCAAGUCAUCUACGUAGCCUGCAAAAUACAAUUGUACAUGUUCCUGCUCACAACAUAAUAUACUCAUGGAGAGUGAAACUUGACAGUAUUAUUAUCAUGAUACAAAGUGUCAAGUGUUUACAUGUUUUGUGUCCUCUACACUUACGGUAUGUUGGCUCUGUCGCGAUUUUCUUGACCACAUGGCCCCCUGCUUUAUACUUCGGGUA